AUGGAGACCCUCGGGAAGACUACAAAAAGACCGACCAAAGUUGAAGAAAUGACUAAAGAGCAAAUACGUCAGGCCAUUAUAAAAAAACGCGAGUGUAAUGCGAAAGCACAGAAUAUUGUAGAAAGUCUACUCGAAAAUAGUGUUAAUGAGGACUAUUUUCUGAAAUGCCUCCCCGAUAUUAAUGAAUCACACUUUGAAGAUGUCAUAGAAGAAAGGUCCAUUUUGCAUCUUUGUGGUUAUCCAUUAUGUCAAAAGACAUUGUCUGAGAAAGAUAUACCUAAGCAAAAGUAUAAAAUAUCCAUAAAAACGAAUAAAGUGUAUGAUAUUACAGUAAGGAAAUGCUUUUGCAGUAAUAUUUGUUAUAAAUCUGCAAUGUAUGUAAAGAAACAAAUGUUAUCCAGCCCCUUAUGGUUUAGAGAGUAUGAAGAAAUACCCAAAUUUCAUCUUUUACCUUUUGAUUCCUUAGGUAGUUUAGGUCAAGAAGUAGACUUAGGUUUACCAGAAAAGAUCACCUUGAAAUCUGAAAAGCAAUCUUUUACUUCAAUUAAUGAUUUUACCAGUGCCACUCUUCAUGAGAUAGAUAAUUUUCAGAAUACAAAGGAUAAUAAUGCAGAUAUUAAUAGAAAUAGCUCAGAAUUUGAUCAUAAAUCAGCUGAAUUAGACUCAAAUACCGUUCAAGAUAAUAAAAAAUCAUGUAAUAAAACUAAAGAAAAUAUGCAAAGUAAUUUUUUAACCCAAGAAACUGAGAAAAUACAAACUAAUAUUCCUAUACAAGCUGGCAAUAUUGCUAUACAAAAGAAAGAAACGCAAGUGAAAGCAAAUCCUUUAAACAUAGUUGGAGAAAUUGUUGAAAAACCAGAGAAAAAAAUUGAUCCUAUUCUUUUGAACUUGCCACCUAAAUUAAGCCGCAUGGAAAAUGGACAAGUAACUAAUAUUAAUGAAAAACAUAAAACACAACAGAAGAAAGAAGCUUCUGUAACAGCAAUAACUGCUGAAGUUGAAAAAUGUUUAGCAGAAUGGUUCACUAUAGACACACUUUUGUUUCUUUUUGGUGAAGAAAAAGUUAAAGAAAUGGUUACAGAUAAGGGGCAAUGUAUAAAAAAGUACCUUCAUAACUAUUCCAAAAGCAUUUUCUAUAAUUCAAACACAUAUGACCAAUAUCAGGCCCUAUGUCGUAAAUUGAACAUGCUUGAAUUAGAGGACAGGAAUUAUGAUACACAAACACUGACUAGGGAGAUGAAACCUUUACCAGAUUAUUCAAUACUAAAAGAAGAAAGCAAAAAAUUGCAACUUAAAGUAAGAGCAUUCCUUACUGGGGAAACUGACAUUCCUGAGGUUAAACAUACAGAAACGGAAGUCACAAAUGACGAGGAAUAUAAAACACAAUUACCAUUAGUCGAUAAAAAUGCACAAAAUGCUCUACGACGUAAAAUAGUGUGUCAGCAUUUAAAUAAAGUGUUACCAGAUAUGUUAAAAUCAUUAGGACUAUUGACAUUGACUGUAAGCUCGGAUAUCAGAUUACUCGUUAAUACUUUCAAAUUAAAAGCCAAUAAUAUAAUGUUUAAACCAAUUCAAUGGAUGUUUAUUGCUAUAGUAUUUAUAAAGCUACUUUCCAUACGAGACCACAAAUUAGAGUAUUUGCUAGGACAGCCAACUGCAUUUCAACACAUGCAAUUAUUACUGUUAAGUUACAAACAAGAUGGAGGCUAUUUGGAAAGAUUGAUUUCAUGGCUUACAGAUGUAGACAGAUUGUUAGAUAGUAAAGAUACUCAGUUAACUAUUGAG
Brenthis ino (lesser marbled fritillary) is the source of this 1785-nucleotide messenger RNA. NCBI's taxonomy places the organism in Eukaryota, Metazoa, Arthropoda, Insecta, Lepidoptera, Nymphalidae. The record is from the annotation of a GenBank genome assembly.